CACACACACACGUUUGUCUUACAUUACUUGUAAGGACUUUCAGUGACUACUGUUGAAUUUUGUACUAGUUUUGCCAAGUAAUACUUCACCUUCAACUAAACCUAACCCUAACCUCAGUAUCCAAAAAGGCUCUUUACUUUUAAAACUUAAUUUGUGGUGAAAAUAACAUGUGCUCAAGUGAGGACCAGCAAAGUGUCACCACUUGGGCAAAAUGGUCAUGUUGUCUUAUCAAUGUGAGGACAUGGACAAACACACACGCACGCAGAGUACAUCACUGUGCAAAAAUCAGAGACCACCUAUCCAUUUCCAGUCAAAACAGCCAUUAAGUACAAGUUGUUCAUUUUUGGAGUUAACUAUUUAGCAGAAAAUUACACAGAAGCCUCAACAACAAGUAUAAUACAUUGUUCAGUAGUGUUCAACCUUUGUCUUUUUGGGUGCCUUGCUUUUAGUUUUUCAAAGUUUUGUUAGGGAUAUUUUUUAUGCCUCCAAAAUUCAGUCUUAGAAGUUGGUUACAUUUUCUGCUUCGCUGCUUUUUGACAGCUACACAUCCUUUCAGACUCACGGUGUUGAGUUGUCUUCUUGCAGUGGAAGGAUGAACAGUAAUACCCGUGGAUUUUUUCUAGAUCUGAAGCAAGAGUGGAGCUUGAUUUUCUCCUCUCUCUCAAAGUUGAAAGCUCUAACUACUGUUUAUCUGAUGGUGACAGUUUUGGUGGUCUGUCAGGUCUUGCACAGUUGUUAGGUGUCCCAUUUUCUCUGUACCUUGUCACAGUUUUUGACCUUCAACACCUGUUUUUGCACUUAUUUCAUGUGACUUUCCUCUUCCAUCAUAUGCAAGUGGGCUAUCUUAUAUCUAAUCUACUUAGAAAUAUCUCCUUCAGGCAUUUUAGAUUCACAUGAGAAAGAAAUUUGCAGGGCUGCUAAGGUGUGUUUGGGUAGUUGCUUGUGUAAAUGUGAAUGAACGUCUCUUUGAAAGGUAACAAAAUGUCAGUGAGAGCUUUGAGUCUUGCUGGGAGAACACAGUAACAUGAAGAUAAAUAAAUAAAUGCAUGGUCUUUUGCACUUCUGCAUGGCCUGUAUAUUAGUCAUAUUUUAUUUUGGGAGUCCCCUAUAGAUCAUCUACAGAUGCUUUAAUUGUAAACCAUCCGGUGAGAUCAGCAAUGUUAAAAUUAGGUUUUAGGUUGAAGGUUUAGGAUUAGAUUUAUAAGAAUUUAUUACAUUAUGUUUAGAGUUUAGAUGUAUUUAUGGAUGCAUCUGUAAUCUAAUAGAUAUUGCAUCUAUUUCUAAUAAGUAGUUGAAUGUUACUUAAAGACAAGCAUCUACAGUGGACUCUCAAAAUAAAGUGUUAGCAAUAUAACUAAAUAGGUAUGAGCCUUGUUUUGCAUGGCACAUUAGGAAAGAGGACCAUGCUUCCUUUUUUGCCACUAUUAAUAGUUGUACCACUGAAGUGCAUGCACAGAAUUCAUAUGACAAAACUGAUGCUUUCAUCAAAAGCGUAAUGUAAAAAAUUGUAUGCAACUGUGCAUUUGACAGCUGUGAGACUGUCGGUGUGUGUGCGUGUAUUUGUGAGAGAGACAGACAAAGAUCGAGAAGGAGAAGUGACACAGGAAGUCAAGAGGCUUGCGGUAAACAGCUCAUAUGCCUCAAUUUAAAGAAGCGGUUUGCAGUGCAAUGCUCAGUGCUGUGAUGAAAGGAAGACUUUGAAGCUCCACAGAACAGAUCAGUGUUCGACACGUUGUUGCUGUGUGAAAGUGUUUUCUGGGUCAUGCCUAUAGAAUCGCAAUAAGGGGAACGACGUUUGAACAUCGUAUGUGUGCCUGGAUUUCUUUGAAAAGGAGUAUUUACGACAAAAAAGACUUCAUAAACAUGGGAAACAGUGGAGAGGAGGGGAAACUGCACCGGAGACUGUCCCGCAUAGGGAGCAGAGGACAGCGAGAACCUCCGAGACCCCCACCCCAAGCAGAUAAACCCCCAACCCCUGCCCCACCAGCUGCCACAGCAAGACCACCUGAACCUGCUCCAAAACCCCCAGAAGCAAGCGCUAAACCUUUAGAACCUGCUCCCAAACCCCUGGUAGUCACUCCAAAGCCCCCUGAGGCUGCUCCAAAACCCAGUAUUCCUCCCAAACCCUACAUACAGGUGUUUAACAGCACAGAGCAUGGAAACACCAUGCUUCAGGGGCUUGAUCAGUUUCGCUCUGAUAAGACGUUGUGUGAUGUCACUCUGGUGCCUGGAGACAGCAGCGAAACCUUUCCAGUUCACAGGGUGAUCAUGGCUUCAUCCAGUGAUUACUUCAAGGCCAUGUUCACAGGCGGGAUGAAAGAGCAGGAGCUGGAGGAAAUAAAGCUGCAUGGAGUGAGCACCACAGGCUUGAAGAACAUUAUUGAGUUCAUUUAUACAUCUCAUCUGAGUCUGAACUUAAGCACCCUCCAGGACACUCUAGAGGCUGCCAGUUUCCUCCAAGUGCUUCCAGUCCUCAACUUUUGCAACCAGCUACUAAGCAGUGAGGUCACCAUAGAAAACUGUGCAGAAGUUGAGCGCAUUGCGAGUGAUCUUCUCCUGGAGGACGUUCAGACCCACGUAUAUAACUUUGUGUGCCAGAACUUCGCUGCUCUGGUGCAAAGUGGACGCUUCCUGCAGCUGUCUGAGGCCACCAUAGCAUAUGCCCUGUCCAGUGAUUCUCUGAAAGGAUUCUCUGAAAUGGAGCUCUAUCGCGCUGCCCGUGCUUGGCUGGCUCACAAGCCCAGUGAACGUCGACCUGCUGCAUAUUCCUUGAUGCGCCACAUCCGCUUCCCCCUGAUGACCCCCGCUGAACUGCUGCAGAUAUCUCAGGAGGACCAGACAGAUGUGGGCAGUGAUGGGGAAAAGAAAGCAGAAGAGCCCUUCAUGCGUUCCGACACCGCCUGUGUAAACCUUCUUUUAGAGGCCAGCAACUACCAGAUGCUGCCGUUCCUUCAGCCGGCACUGCAGACCGAGCGGACAUGCAUUAGGUCAGACACCACGCACCUGCUGGCUCUGGGCGGGGUGAUGAGACAGCAGCUGGUGGUCAGCAAGGAGUUAAGGCUGUAUGAUGAGGAAGGAGGAGGCACGUGGAGAGCUCUCCAGCCCAUGGAGGUUCCUCGCUACCAGCAUGGAGUGGCCCUUUUGGGAGGGUUUCUGUACAUCGUAGGGGGACAGAGCACUUAUGAUACAAAGGGUAAGACGGCAGUGGACAGCGCUUACAGGUACGACCCUCGUUUUGACCGCUGGCUACAGGUGGCCUCCCUAAAUGAGAAGAGGACGUUCUUUCAUCUGAGCGCUUUGAAAGGGAAGCUCUACGCCGUUGGAGGGAGGAACGCCACAGGCGAGAUUGACACAGUGGAGUGUUACAACCUGAGCAAAAACGAGUGGACCUUCGUUUCGGCCAUGAGUGAACCUCAUUACGGCCAUGCUGGUACAGUGCAUGGAGGGCUGAUGUAUGUGUCAGGUGGAAUAACGAGAGAUGCUUUCCAGAAAGAGCUGUCAUGCUACGACCCAGACACAGACUCAUGGAGUCGUCGAGCAGACAUGAUGGAGCUCCGUGGCCUGCACUGCAUGUGCACUGUGGGCGACCGUCUCUAUGUUAUGGGUGGAAACCACUUCCGUGGAACCAACGACUAUGAUGACGUGCUCAGUUGUGAAUACUACAGCCCUGCGACUGACCAGUGGACACUGGUGGCUCCGAUGCCCAGGGGUCAGAGCGACGUUGGUGUGGCUGUGUUUAAGGAGAAGAUCUAUGUGGUGGGGGGUUAUUCUUGGAACAGCCGGUGUAUGGUGGAUAUUGUUCAAUGCUAUGACCCUGAAAAGGAUGAGUGGGAGAGGGUGUUUAACGUGUUGGAGCCUCUAGGAGGCAUAAGAGCCUGCACCAUGACUGUCCAUCGUCCAGAAGGCUCUGUAGAUGAAGCUCAAAUACAGGAAUGUCCCCUCCCAACAGCUAAGAACUGAAAUGGAGGACAGAUUUUUUAUUUUUUUUGGUGGCUACAGAAAAAAGGGCACUGGUAAUACACCCUUAAAAAUGGUUCUUUAAGGGUUUUUAAGUAAAGAAAAUGGUUCUGUAUAAGACCGUGAACACUCAAAGAACCCAUGAUUAAAGGGUUCUUCAGUUUGAUGGAGAAUGUGCUGUAUAUAGUUUUAUAUCGCUGCUGUCUGAACAAAACCUUGUAUCUCCAUUUUUGUUGUCUUUCAGUUUUUGACAUAAUUUGAAAAUACCUGUUGCCCUUUACAUUGUGUGUAAAUUUUCAUGAUCAUUGGACAAAACAAAAUGGCCCAAAAUUAUUGUAACAAAAAGUCUGGUUCCAUUGACUUACAUUAAAAGUAAAGUAUAUUUUUCUUUCUCCUAUAUUUUGUAGACACUAGUUUUUGUUCCAACAGAAGUGAUACAGAACCCUAGAAGGUUCUAUAUAGCACGAAGAAGGAUUCUUCUGUUGUUACAAACUUAACAUCGUAGCAAUAGAAAAAUCCUUUUUUGAUGCUAUAUAGAGUCAUUUUCAAAUUUUCACAUAUAACACGUUCUCCAUCAAUCUGAAGAACCAUUUUAUGAUGCAAAGAACCUUUUAAUCCUGCAAAGCAUUCUUUGAGUAUUCACGGUUCUACAUAGAACUAUUUUCUUCACUAAAGAACAUUUAAAGAACCAUCUUUUUUAAGAGUGUAGGCCUUGAAAACAUGGCAGAAGUUAAUUAGAAUUGAGAAGAACUGUGUUAGUUGCUCUGUAUAUUUUGGAAAACACAUUUUGAAUUGUGCUUGAAAAAGUCUCGGGUCCUCGGGAAGUGCAAAACAUAAUCUGCCUAAUCAAUUCCUACUAAAUUAUAAUUUGCCUUUGUACCUUGCACUGGUAAAAAUGAUGUACUUGUACUUUUAGAAGGACGUUGGGAACAAGAUGUGCAACAGUGAAUAUUCUGUGGAUUAUCAUUUUUACAUUUUUGUAUUGCAUUAAUGGCAGUGUUCUGGUUAUGAUACAUUUUUGAACUGUGCAGUCUGAGCUGUAUUUUCCUACCGAGAUACAAUACAUUGUACCAUCUAUGUCUUAUUUCUCCACUGAAACUACAACUGUGAAAAUCAAGAAGAAACAACGGCUAUUGUGGUGCGCACUAAACCAUCACAUUCUUUCCUGAAACCUUGAACACUGAUCAGAUAAGAUGUAAGACAGACUCAGAAAGCCAGAACCAAGGUCUGUACUGUAUAAACAUGAACAUACUGACACAAGCCCUAAUUAAAGUAAGUAUCUUUCAUUAGAAAGAAAAAAAUGUUUAAAAAAACUAUAGAAUCUUAGGUAAUGGAUGUAUAAAUCACACCUCUUAUUCUGCACUUGAAACAUUGUAUUAGUUAGGCCUUUGUUAGCUAAUUGUAUCAUUAUGAUGUUUUGGGGUUUUUCUGUUUUAUUUCUUGUAGUUAUUUAGAUGUUUUGUAUGUAAAUGUGCCUUCAUGUCUGUUAUUGUUUUAAUAAUUUUAUAGUGUUCCUUUUUACUCCCUCUUCGUUUAUUUCUGGAAGCACUUCUAGUUGUAUUUUAUGUAUAAAUAAAUAAAGUUUUUCUGAUGUCA
Messenger RNA from Colossoma macropomum (tambaqui), 5553 nucleotides. Its product is annotated as kelch-like protein 9. The coding region runs from base 1807 to 3960 and encodes 717 amino acids. Gene Ontology annotation, molecular function: cullin family protein binding; ubiquitin-protein transferase activity. The record is from RefSeq and is a predicted model, not a curated record. The transcript has 8 exons. Gene Ontology annotation, biological process: regulation of cytokinesis; protein ubiquitination. NCBI's taxonomy places the organism in Eukaryota, Metazoa, Chordata, Actinopteri, Characiformes, Serrasalmidae. Gene Ontology annotation, cellular component: Cul3-RING ubiquitin ligase complex.